This is a messenger RNA of Gossypium raimondii (Peruvian cotton), 878 nucleotides long. RefSeq names its product V-type proton ATPase subunit F. NCBI's taxonomy places the organism in Eukaryota, Viridiplantae, Streptophyta, Magnoliopsida, Malvales, Malvaceae. The record is from RefSeq and is a predicted model, not a curated record. Gene Ontology annotation, cellular component: membrane; proton-transporting V-type ATPase, V1 domain. Gene Ontology annotation, biological process: proton transmembrane transport. The transcript has 5 exons. Gene Ontology annotation, molecular function: proton-transporting ATPase activity, rotational mechanism. Bases 184 to 576 code for a protein of 130 amino acids.
AAUUGGUAUUGUUUUUCUACUCAAAAUCAGAGCGUUUAUAUUCCGAUUUCCGUGUCUCAGUAUUAUCAGAAAAUUUUCCACCAGUAAUACAAUCAGCCUCUGUGAAUUUUUGUAGAUCCUUCAAAUCGAACGUCGAAAGUAAGAGCAGGCGAUCCAUUAGAGAAAGUUCAAAAAACUUAAUUAAUGGCGAACAGAGUUCAAAUCCCCACUAGCAACUCAGCUCUUAUUGCAAUGAUUGCCGACGAGGACACGGUGGUUGGUUUUCUAAUGGCUGGUGUGGGUAAUGUUGACUUGCGAAGAAAGACAAAUUAUCUUAUUGUAGAUUCAAAAACCACUGUUAAACAAAUUGAAGAUACAUUUAAGGAGUUCACUACAAGGGAGGAUAUUGCUGUCGUUCUGAUUAGCCAAUAUGUUGCAAAUAUGAUAAGGUUUCUGGUGGAUAGCUACAACAAGCCUGUUCCAGCGAUCUUGGAGAUUCCAUCUAAGGAUCAUCCAUAUGAUCCGGCACAUGAUUCAGUUCUUUCACGGGUUAAAUACCUCUUUUCUGCAGAAUCAGUGGCAUCUGGGAGGCGUUAAAUGCCAAUAGACACUUAGUCUCAUUGUGUUUCUAUUUCCUUCAUGAUUCGUUUUUUAUGGCUGACUAAAAUUAUUCUUUUCCAGACAAUUGGUAGUGGUUCUCGUCUCAAAUUCCAUGAACUACAGUAUGCAACUUUUAGUUGGAGAUAUGCUUUAAUGGCUUUUUUUUUAAUUGAAUAAGAUGUUUGACUAGAGUUCGGAGGAUUCAUCAGUCAUCAUCCAACGGAUGCCUCCUUGUUAACAUUAAGGUAACGAUGGUUCUAUUGAAUGGAACUCUUUUUUCCGGCCGGGUUUGCUUGAAA